UCAAGCAUCCCCAUAUGUCCUCUGGCUUGUACUCCAGGUGUGUGUGUGAGAGAGAGAGAGAGAGAGGGAUCACCACUUGACUUUACUCUUUGCAUUGAAUCUUUGACGCCUGGAUUAACCAGUAAAGAAAGUAACCGUAUUCUCUAGUUACUAAAAUACCAACUAUACAUAAAUAUGGAGUGAUGAAAAGGUCGUCUUUUCUUUUCUUUAAUUACAGACUUAGAGAGUGAGAAAGAGGGACAAAAAGCUAGAAACUACAUUGAAACGCAAACAACUUCCUCCAAAAGAAGUGAAUCACGGAUUUCUCUCUCGCUUUAUUGACUGUACAAGGAAGGAAUCAAAUGGUUCGAUUUCGAGAAAAUGCAUCUCAACUUGACGCCAUUGCUGGUGAAAUGAGCCUGUUGUAGUCUUUCAGUUGGUGGAUCUAUGAGGAGUCGGUGGAGAAUCAAAAUGUUGCAAUGUGAGAAAUAGUUUUUGGAUUUCAAUUGUUUAGACAGUGAUCGUUUCAGGAUUACUUGUUGAAAGCAUUGAGAUUUCUAUUAAUUGAUUGAAGAAAGAGAGAUUAAUGGAGUCCCGUAUGGAUCAAUAUGAGAUCAUGGAGCAGAUCGGCCGCGGUGCCUUUGGCGCUGCCAUUCUCGUCCACCACAAAUCCGAGAAGAAGAAGUAUGUUUUGAAGAAGAUCCGCCUAGCACGACAAACUGAGCGAUGCAGGAGAUCUGCUCAUCAAGAAAUGGCUCUCAUUGCACGAAUUCAGCACCCUUAUAUUGUGGAAUUCAAAGAAGCAUGGGUUGAGAAGGGUUGCUAUGUUUGCAUUGUCACUGGAUACUGUGAAGGUGGAGACAUGGCUGAAUUAAUGAAAAAAUCAAAUGGUGUAUAUUUUCCUGAAGAGAAACUAUGCAAGUGGUUUACACAACUACUCUUAGCUGUUGAAUAUCUGCAUGCGAAUUUUGUUCUGCACCGGGACUUAAAGUGUUCGAACAUCUUUCUCACCAAAGAUCAGGAUGUUCGCCUUGGGGAUUUUGGACUUGCUAAAACCCUGAAAGCGGAUGACUUGGCUUCCUCAGUUGUUGGAACUCCCAAUUAUAUGUGUCCUGAACUCCUUGCAGAUAUUCCUUAUGGUUUCAAAUCCGACAUUUGGUCUUUGGGAUGCUGUAUGUAUGAGAUGGCUGCUCAUCGCCCUGCUUUCAAAGCUUUUGACAUGGCAGGUUUGAUUAGCAAGAUAAAUCGUUCCUCCAUAGGCCCUUUGCCGUCCUGUUAUUCUCCAGCCUUGAAAACAUUGAUAAAAGGAAUGCUGAGAAAGAACCCAGAGCAUCGGCCUAGUGCAUCUGAGAUUUUGAAGCAUCCUUACUUGCAACCUUUUGUUGAUCAAUAUCGCCCAUCCUUCACUCCCCCAGCAACCUUUUCCCCUGAGAAGUCCAUUUCUACCACCCGUGAUUCUCGGAGAAGUAUGGAUGAAAGCCAGAACAGUAAUAGCUCUAGUAGUGACAAAGAUAGUUUGCUUUCAAGUGAUAGAAAUGUUCCAGCAAUGGUCUCAAAUUGUGAGCAUAAAGCCACUGAUACAGAUUUAACUUCAGUGGAUGAUGAAGAUGGCAAUGAACGACGCGUGCCAGGUGAAGAAAAUGGCCCUGCUAUUUUUAAAAUAGAUCAACAAAGGGUGGUGAAACCUUAUCCUGAUGAACUUGGAUCCACUGUUGAAUCAAAGCAACCAAAGACAAUUAAAACCAUUAUGAUGGCCUUAAAAGAAGGGAAAGCUAGAGAAAAUGGUUCCCCAAUGAGAGGGAACCGAAUAAAGGCUGGAGGUUCUCAAAGAAGUAACAUUGAAGCAUCUCCAAAAGUUCUCAAACCCAAUGCCCUUACUCCUGGUUUGAAGUCUAAUGCAGAUACUCCUGCUCUUGCUCCAGCGAAGGUAGCUUUUGAUUCCAUGAAACGAAUUCAGGGAUCACCUCCUUUGAAGCACCAGUUACUGAUAAUUGACAAUACAACAAAGACUAAACCAAGACAUGAUGGUGUUCCACCAUCUGGUCCAUUAAAGCAUGUUGAUGAUGGAAUUGCUGUAAAGUCAAGACAAAGAACUCCUCCUACCAAUAUGGUUAGGCGAUGUUCAUUUACAGGACGGACAAGGCAAGUGGGAACUGAUAUUCCAAAUGCCAUCAGCAACACUGUAAAGUUGAGUCCAACUGGAACAACCCAAGAGCCUGAAAAUACACAUUAUCAAUUGCCUGAUGACCAGGUCAUACGCUUCUCAAAUGAGGUCAGAGAAGAGUCUCAGAAAGCUGUAGUAGGAGCUUCCACAGGAAUGCGAGCAGAUAGUAAUAACUCUGUUUCAUCUUCAGUGUCAGUUCAUGCAUUUGAACUUUGUGAUAAUUCAACAACUCCAUCUGUUGACAUGACAGAACAGACACUUCCUAAUAAUGAGAUAGUUACCAUCAGUAACAACAUAGAAUUACAGCCACCCAGCUGCUCGGUUCCAUCCUUUGCCCAUUCCAAGUCAUCUGAAAAUUUGUUGGAGGUAAAUUAUGGAUCUGGUCAUACAUCUGUAGUUUGCUCAGCCGAAACCUCUGAGGUGGUCCCAUAUCCUCAGAAUAAUACUACUAUUGAUGAUAGAAAAGUGAGUUCAAGUGCAGCUUCAGAUCUAUCAGUCCCAAUUUCUGAAGAAGUACCUAUUUGUAAAGAUGAUGCACUUGUAACGAGGCCUGAUAGUGUUGUUCAUUCAAAUCUUACAUCUUCAUGUAGUGGUGAUGACAAAUUCACUGUUAGAGAACUGCUAUCAUCAGUUCCAGAAAACAAUUCCGCUGCUUCAGAGAUAUCAACCAGCCAAAAGGAUUGUCAUCCAGAGAAAGGAACGCACUUUCAAAACCCAGCAAUUGAGAAGCCAACUUCUACUCAUUUCCCUCCAGUUUUUGACGAUGUCAUACAUGUUAUACGGCACAGUAGUUUCCGUGUUGGGAGUGAGCAACCAGUAAUGGAAACUGUGGAGAUGGGGGUUCAAAAUGUGGAAUUUGGGAAGCUCUUGAAUGUUGUAAGAGAUGAAUUGGAGGUAAGAAAUGUGACUGCACCUUUGACUCUUAAAUCAUCAAGUUAUCCUGAAGCUAUGAAUGUGAAAUCAAAUGUCUCGGAUCAUUCUGGUCCAAAAGAAAUGGAUUUGACAAGUGCAAUUCGUCCAGCUCCGAAAUCAGAUAUUUCUGAGCCAACAAAACCCAACUCCCUCAUUACAGAAGAGGGAGCACCUGCAAAGGAAACUUUAGAUGUUAAGUCUUUUAGGCAGAGGGCAGAGGCACUUGAAGGGCUUCUAGAAUUGUCUGCUGAGUUACUGGAGCAAAACAGAUUGGAAGAGCUUGCAGUGGUUUUGAAACCUUUUGGGAAAGAUAAAGUCUCCCCAAGGGAGACUGCUAUCUGGUUAGCAAAGAGUCUCAAAGGAAUGAUGAUUGAGGACAGUGGACGGAGUUCAUGAAUUACGAUAUCCAUGCUUCCCAUGGACGAAUGCUUUGGAAUUGGAAUUGUUGCAGCUGGGAAAUUUCCUUGUCUAACGAAUAGGUGUACUUAAGGGGCUGCCGUCUCAAUUAUAUUAGACAAAUGCUUGAAAGACGAGAAGCAAGCCAAACU
Messenger RNA from Jatropha curcas, 3603 nucleotides. RefSeq names its product serine/threonine-protein kinase NEK5 (gene NEK6). Gene Ontology annotation, cellular component: cortical microtubule. The record is from RefSeq and is a predicted model, not a curated record. NCBI's taxonomy places the organism in Eukaryota, Viridiplantae, Streptophyta, Magnoliopsida, Malpighiales, Euphorbiaceae. Gene Ontology annotation, molecular function: protein serine/threonine kinase activity; ATP binding. Gene Ontology annotation, biological process: protein phosphorylation; microtubule-based process.